AUGGGCACAUCAAGCAAUCCCGGAAGCCCUAGCAGGGGCCCUUCUGAGGGCUCGCGACGCGACGAUGAUGCAGCGUCAGCAUCUGCCGCACCUACGGCUGGCGGUUCAAGCACGGAGCAGACGACGACGACGACAGUCUCCGAUACAACGACGACAUCAACCGAUCCAAUUCCAGCCCAAUCAAGCAUUUCCGGCCCUCCUGUACAAAGCUUCGCCGGGCCCUCCGCCGAACAUCCCCUCGAGGCCGGCGGCACCGACGAUGAUGAUGAAUUUACUCCCAGCGUCUUUGACGGAUCGUCAAUAGCCGACGACAGGAGUCAAAGGACUGACUCAACCUCCCUGAACUCUAGCGUCUAUGAGCAUAGCUUUCAGCACGGCCGGCGUUACCAUAAGUUCCGGCACGGACGGUACCCGAUCCCCAACGACGAGACGGAGCAGAACCGCGAGGACAUGUUGCAUGCGAUGAUGCUGGAAGCCACGGAUGGGAAGCUUUACUUUGCGCCUAUCGGGGAUAACCCACAGAAAAUUAUCGAUCUCGGCACGGGAACUGGUAUCUGGGCAAUUGAGAUGGGCGAUUUGUUCCCAAGCGCGGAGAUCCAUGGCCUCGACUUGAGCCCCAUCCAGCCCGUUUGGGUACCACCGAAUGUCAAGUUCUUAGUAGAUGAUGUUGAGGAUACUUGGUUGAACGGCACAAAUUUUGAUUUUGUCCACCUACGAAACAUGGUGCCCGUUCUCAAGUCACCCGUUGGCCUGCUACGGAAUGCAUUCGAGCACAUGAAGCCCGGCGGCUGGGUCGAACUUCAGGAUGUUGACGGCCAAGUUCACUGUGACGAUGGCACGAUGCCUUCUGACUGGCCCCUUGUCCGCUUCACGAACCAUCUCGUAGAAGCAUUCGCGAAGUUUGGGACAAAUUCUCAUGCCGCUGUGUUUGGACGGCAGUAUUUGGAGCAGGCUGGAUUCGUCAACAUCCAACAUCACACAGUGAAGUUACCGUACGGCACAUGGCCCAGGGAUAAAAUUAUGCGACUAAUUGGCAUGUAUUACCGUACCGCCUGCGAAGAAUUCUUCCCAGUAGUAGGUGCAAUCCACUUUCAGAUGUUGGGAUGGAGUAAGAUCGAGAUGGAAGUUCUCUUCGCCGAAUGUCGGAAUGCCAUGAGAGACCCUAAUGUACAUGCCUACGGUAUGAUGCAUUUCUGGAGUGGACAAAAGCCUUUGUGA
Molecule: messenger RNA, 1218 nt
Organism: Colletotrichum costaricense
Lineage: Eukaryota; Fungi; Ascomycota; Sordariomycetes; Glomerellales; Glomerellaceae
Product: methyltransferase
Exons: 5
Coding region: 1-1218 (405 amino acids)
Molecular function (GO): methyltransferase activity
Source: RefSeq, a predicted model, not a curated record